AUGGGAAAAUCCGCAGAGAUGAUGCGUGGUGCCAGAUUGGUCGUGGCGAACGUUGACAUCGAGGGAUCCAAUGCCCGCUAUGGAUUCGGUCCGUAUUCAUCCAGUGCCUUUGGUAUGCAAUUCGGUGUCGGGAUGUUUUCGAACUGGAUGAGAGGGGGUACACUACUGAAUUCUGUUAACCAGUAUAUCUCUGCCGCCACGUAUCACAAUCUCCUUUGUUCUCCGUUCACUUCGGAACUCUUUACUCUUGAUAUGCCAACAAUCUGCGAGACGAGGUUCUUUCUUCUACCAGCACCGCCACAACCAUUGACAUCGGCACCGUCAGCAGAUCCUGUGGUUGCUUCCCAACUCGAUCCUAUCGCUACUAACCAACUUCCCAAUCCCGAUUAUCCUCCGCCUCUAUCUCCAUCACCUCUGCCUGCGCCUCUACAUCUUUUGAUUUUUCAGCAGGUCUCGCUUCAGAAGAAGAGGCGGAUGUUGAGGGUAACGCUGGAGAAACUAUGGGCGAUAGUAUGGUUGAAAACAGUUGGAUUACCUUGCCCGUUCAGGGUGAGGGAAUAUAAGGAAUGUGCUGCGAAGAAGUGUCUUUGCUUAUUAGUGCGUCUCCUAGGGCGUGCUUUCGGCUCUUGA
Messenger RNA from Lentinula edodes (shiitake mushroom), 630 nucleotides. RefSeq lists its product as uncharacterized. Lineage: Eukaryota; Fungi; Basidiomycota; Agaricomycetes; Agaricales; Omphalotaceae. The transcript has 2 exons. The record is from RefSeq and is a predicted model, not a curated record. The coding region runs from base 1 to 630 and encodes 209 amino acids.